Molecule: messenger RNA, 3005 nt
Organism: Carcharodon carcharias (great white shark)
Lineage: Eukaryota; Metazoa; Chordata; Chondrichthyes; Lamniformes; Lamnidae
Product: zinc finger protein 135-like
Exons: 2
Coding region: 666-1904 (412 amino acids)
Biological process (GO): regulation of transcription by RNA polymerase II
Molecular function (GO): RNA polymerase II cis-regulatory region sequence-specific DNA binding; DNA-binding transcription factor activity
Source: RefSeq, a predicted model, not a curated record
GAGAACGUCCCAUAUCCACACCACAGAGGAGGAGUGCGCAGGCGCAUUGCCGCCCAGUUUUGGGAGCAUGCGUAUGUGAUGGGAAUCCUCUUUGUCUCUGCAGAGUCGCUGAGCAGUGGCGAAGUCGAUGGUUUAGAGAUAUUUUGUGGAGACCACAAAGCCUUGUUCGUAAUUGGCAGGUCCCUUUGGAGUGAAAUCUGAUUUCUAGUGAACAAGAAGGUCGGGGGCUGAAGAAACAAGCGGUAUGGGCCGAAAGUCCCCAAUAAGAAGCUGCAAAUCAUGCGCUUUGUCCCGGGACGAGGUCCAGGUUAGCGGCAGCCAUCUUGAUUCAGAAGAUGGGGAAACUCGAACCAAACUUCAUGUCAAGAUCUGACAAGAGUCACUCGAUUCAUUAGGGCUUGAAUAUCAUCAGCCUCUGAAUGUGAACAUUGUUUUUCUUUGGGAAAAGAUUUCAAACCUCAUUUUGACUGGAAAAGCACUGAGAAACAAACACAUAUCUAAAUGAGAGUUUUCCAGUUCACUGACUGUGGGAAAAGCUUUAACCAGUUACACAGCCUGAAAACUCAUCACAUCAUUUGCAGUAGGGAGGAACCACACACCAUAUUGUGUGUGGACAAGGCUUUAAUUGAUCGUACUACCCGAAGACAUACAAAGACACCAGCACUAUGGAGAAACCAUGGAAAUGUGAGGACUGUGGUAAAGGAUUCAAUUGUCAAUCCCGGCUGGAAUACCAUCGACGUAGUCACACUGGGGAGAGGCCGUGGAAAUGUGAUUAUUGUGGUAAAGGAUUCAAUCAUCGAUACCUGCUGGAAUACCAUCGACGCAAUCACACUGGCGAGAGGCCUUUCACCUGUUCUGUGUGUGGGAAGGGAUUUACUCAGUCUGCCAACCUCAUGUUACACCAGCGAAUUCACACUGAGGAGAGGCCAUUCAGUUGCACUACCUGUGGAAAGAGGUUCAGUUGUUCAGCCAACCUCAAUGGCCACCAGCGGGUUCACUCUGCAGAGAGGCCAUUCACCUGCUCCGUAUGUGGGAAGGGAUUCACUGGAUCCUCCGAUCUGCUGAAGCACCAGCAAACUCACAGUGAGGAGAGGCCAUACAGCUGCACCUCCUGUGGAAAGGGCUUCAGGCAGGCAUCCACCCUCAUUGCACACCAGCGGGUUCACACUGGGGAGAGGCCUUUCACCUGCUCCGUUUGUGGGAAGGGAUUCACUGGGGCAUCUGGCCUCCAGUCACACCAGAGAAUACACACCGAGGAGAAGCCCUUCACCUGCUCUUCCUGUGGAAAGAACUUCAGGCAGUCAUCUGCCCUCAUUGCACACCAGCGAAUUCAUACUGGGGAAAGGCCGUUCACUUGUUCCGUGUGUGGGAAGGGAUUCACUCAUUCAUCCGGCCUUCAGUCACACCAGCGAAUUCACACUGAGGAAAAGCCGUACAGCUGCUCUUCUUGUGGAAAAAGUUUCAGGCAUUCAACUGCCCUCAGUGCACACCAGCGAGUUCACACUGGGGAGAGGCCGUUCACCUGCUCCGUGUGUGGGAAGGGAUUCACUCACUCCUCCAACCUUCUUUCGCACCAGCGCAUUCACACUAAGGAGAAGCCAUUCAACUGCACUUACUGUGGAAAGAGUUUCAGGCAGUCAUCAACCCUCACUGCACACCAGCGUGUUCACACUGGAGAGAGACCGUUCACCUGCUCCGUGUGUGGGAAAGGUUUCACUCAGUCUGCCAACCUGCUGAUGCACCAACGCACUCACACUGGGGAGAGGCCAUUCACCUGCUCUGUGUGUGGGAAAGGGUUUACUCAGUCCUGCAGCCUUUCAUUACACCAACGCACUCAUACAAUGGAAGACUGUUCACCUGCUCUGUGUGAGAGACCAGAUUCACUCAGUCAUGAUACCUGCUGACACAUAAGCAACAACAUAAGUGAGCAGUGCCGGUGUUUGAUUCUACUGUUAUUGCUGCUGUUUACCCCCAUCCAGAAUCAGUAGUCUGAUAAUAUUUGGUUUGGCUCUGCUGAUGUUAACAACCCCUAUAACUGGCUGGAGUUUAACAUUCUGAGGAUGUCGCUGAUGUUUGGGUUGCAGUGCCCCUUUUUAAAAGCACCAUCUGUGAUCUUUAUCCUUUAUUCAAGAAUGUUCAACUGGAAUUCGUUUACAUCAAAAUAUGAGCUUUUACUUCAAUCCUAAAUUGAUCAUCGGUGCAAAAUCUACAAUUCAGUGUCUGAAAAGUUAACAUCUCCAAUUAGAAAGUGUUGAUUAAUCUUUGCUGACAAUUCUUACUGACUUGCUUAUUGCACACUGUGGCACCUCUAUUAUUAAAUCAAAUUAUCAAAGAACACGAAGCAAAAUAGUACAAUAUUUUACAAAGCUUGAUCAAUCAGCAUGAAUAUUGUUGAUGGUUGGAAGUCGCAGAGUUCAAUUAUUUAUAAUGCAGCAGCAGCAACAUUUGGUAAGGUUGGAACCCACAACAAAGACUGGUUUGAAAACCACUCAGCAGAGAUGACAGCUGUCAAUGAAGCAACAAAAGGAAAGCCUAUCUGAUACACAUCAUAAACCCAUCAGCUAGAACAUGGCAUAAAGUGAAAGCAGCUAAGACUAUUAAUGUUGGAAUUGUGCUGCUCUUGAUUACAUGCUUUAAGUUGGUAAUUAAGCACAUUUGUCCCUAAUUGGGGAAUGAUUAGACAAUCAUCGCAGGAAUAUAUAAAGCAGUUCACUCUGGGUGUUGGGGAGAAACUGGGAGAGUUUGUGACUUUACUGUCUUGGAAAUAGACUUGUUUUAUGGUUAAGGCUAGGUUCAGACAGAUUCUCCCUCAACAUACAAUUAUUGGAAUUAACAAAGACAGUUGUGCAAAAGACGGAGACGUUCUACAUGUGAACACUGGAUCAACCGAUGUCAAGAAAUACAAAGUGCCUCAUGACAAUGUGCUAUGUAUGAUUAAAAGGGCAUUUGGUUCUAGCAUCACCGUGUGAAACGUACAGUGACAGAAAUAAACAAAUGUUCCAAUG